This is a messenger RNA of Dichomitus squalens LYAD-421 SS1, 659 nucleotides long. RefSeq lists its product as uncharacterized. The record is from RefSeq and is a predicted model, not a curated record. NCBI's taxonomy places the organism in Eukaryota, Fungi, Basidiomycota, Agaricomycetes, Polyporales, Polyporaceae. The transcript has a single exon. Bases 262 to 522 code for a protein of 86 amino acids.
GCGCCAGACGUCCUGCACACAAAUCCGGUCUUCCCGGGAUUCAACGACGUUCGAUGCCACCGCCCAGGAAAGCACUCUCACACGGCCAUACCCAUGCCCAUGCCAUAAGCACCAUACAAUUACAACAUCGAAUCUGAGUCCUCCAUUCAUCGCUUAAGGGGAUGCGAACAGUUGCGCCCGGCGUCCGAUGGGUGAUCGUCCGUGGCCCUGAUCUCGAAGAUUGGAAAUGGGACUGCAAAAUCAGCGACGCGUCCGACUCGGAUGCCACGUCGGAGCGGACGCAAUUCGGGCGGAGGAGGGUGCUUCUGGCGUUCUCGCGAAAGCUUAUUAGCCAUGCAGACGCUGUUUCGGACGCUGCUUCUGGCUGCGAGGCUACUGUGCGGUUCGGGGAAGCAUCCGACCGCUAGCACUUGCGCGGCAGCUUUCACACACUGUCCAUUUCGUAUGCGCUUGUGGGAUUACGAGACCUUGGCAACUGCGGCGUUCAACGACCCUAAGCUACAGAUAUCUGGAUUCCCGUAAUCAUAACUUCGUUCUACUCCCUUUGCGGCGCACAGGCACGAGUGUAUCCUACCGUUGUAUCGACAAGUCUCCUCCGCCCGCUCCAUCGCGCCCUUACCGUGUCGAGGUCCCGCGAGGAAGCGGCCUCAGUUCAGAUG